Molecule: messenger RNA, 1353 nt
Organism: Aureococcus anophagefferens
Lineage: Eukaryota; Pelagophyceae; Pelagomonadales; Pelagomonadaceae
Exons: 1
Coding region: 1-1353 (450 amino acids)
Biological process (GO): heme export; transmembrane transport
Cellular component (GO): membrane
Molecular function (GO): heme binding; heme transmembrane transporter activity
Source: RefSeq, a predicted model, not a curated record
AUGGCCGCAGCGGAUGCGGAGCCCGAGACGGGCGUGGGCCCGACGGCGACGCGCUGGCCCGUGCUCUUCGCCUUCAGCUUUCUGAGUGGCUUAAAUAACUUCAUGUGGAUCGAGUUCGCGCCGGUGCGGUCGGCGACGGCGAGCUACUACGCCGUCUCCGGCGACGACGUCGACUGGUUGAGCAUGAUCUACAUGGCGAUCUAUCCGUUGGUGUUCCUGCCCUGCUCCUUCUUCAUCGAAAAGGACGCGCGGUCGCUCCAGCGGGGCUUGCGCAUCAGCGCGGCCAUGAACUGCGCGGGCGCCGCGAUGCGCUGGGGCUCGUGCGCGUCGCACUCGUUCGCGCUCGUGUUCCUCGGCCAGACGGUCUGCGCCAUGGCCCAGGGCUUCAGCCUGGGCGCGCCGCCGCGCAUCGCGGCGCUCUGGUUCCCGGAGGCGGAGUGGGGGCUCGCGACGGGCAUCGGCGUCUUCGCGAACCAGCUCGGCCCCGCGGUGGCCUACUAUUUGGUGCCGGACGUCGUCACGGGCACGAACGGCGACGGCAUGAACGUGCUGCUCGAGGGGACUUUUUAUUGCACCAUCGCGGCCUUGGCCCUGGUCGUCGUCGCGAUCCCGGAGGCGCCCGCGCGACCGCCGUCGGCGCUCGCGGCGAAGCGCGACGAGACGGCCGCGCCGACGUUCAAGGCCUUCUGCCGCAACUGCGCGGACUUGUACCUGUCGCCGGUGACCGGCGCCGGCGUGAGCUUGUUGAGUCUGGGCUACGGCGCGGCCGUCGGCGUCUUAUACGCGCUGUCCACGGACCUCGAGGUGCUGCUCCCGGACCUCUCGACGCACGGCGUCUCCGUCGUCGGCGGCGCGUUCAUUUCCGCGGGGCUGCCGGGCGCGCUGGGCGGCGGCGCGAUCCUGGAUUUCAUGGUCGUGAAGCGGUUCCGCGGGCUGAACGUCGCCAUGGCCGCGGCGGGCGCGGUUGUCAUGGCCGGCAUCGCGCUCGACAGUGGCACGUCGGCGAUCACGGAUAUUUGUAUUCUCGUGUCCAUCCUGGGCUUUUUGCUCUCGACGAUCACGUCGGCCGGCUUCGAGUGGGGCGUCGAGCUGUCGUACCCAGCCUCGGAGUCCACCGUCGCGGGCGCUUUGAACGUCGCGGCGCAGACCGGCGGCAUCGCGCUGAUCUACGGCGUCGAGGGCCUGUCCAGCGAGCGCGUCCUCGCGAACGGCGUCCUCUGCCUCGCGCUGGUCUUCGCGGCCCUCGUGUUCAUCGCCGUCGGAUCGGAGCAGCGGCGGCAGGCGGCCCGGGGCCCCGUCGGCGAGGCCGCGCGACUCACGGAGCCCGCGGUCGCGGAGGCGACGAUCCUGUAA